AUGCAGAAGAUAGGUCUUGACAAAGAUAUUGGUACGAAGCAGCUGGUAGUUGUAACUACCAACAAUUGGACGAAUGUUCAAGGAAAAAUGAAUGUUUUUGAAUUCAUAGACAAUAGUUGGGAACCGGUGAUGGAAAAUAUUUCUGUUACAGUAGGAAGAAACGGGUUAGCGUGGGGAAAAGGUUUGCACAGCGAUCGAUGGAAUAUAGGUGAAAUGAAAAGAGAAGGUGAUGGAAAAUCUCCAGCAGGAAUUUUUAAACUAGGUGACUUAUUCGGCUACGAAGACUUGACAUUCACUCAAAUGAAUUAUGUGAAAGUGAUCAAAUCAAUUUUGUGUAUUGACGACAAAAAUUCACCGCACUACAAUCAAAUUGUCGAUAUGACUAAGAUCGCGAAGGACUGGAAUUCAGCUGAAGAGAUGUGUCGGGGUGAUGAGUUGUACAAAUACGGCAUUUUUGUGGAUUAUAACACUGAUCCCAUUGUCCCAGGAGCAGGAUCUUGUAUUUUUAUGCAUAUCCGGGCAGCAAAUAAUGAGCCUACCGAUGGUUGUACCGCUAUGGAUAAAGAAAAUAUACUUCAACUAAUACAUUUUCUAAACAAAUCCAUGCAUCCAGUAUUAGUUCAGAUGCCUGAAAACGAAUAUCAUCAAUUCAAAAAUGCUUAUAAUUUGCCAUCAAUUUGA
Molecule: messenger RNA, 681 nt
Organism: Didymodactylos carnosus
Lineage: Eukaryota; Metazoa; Rotifera; Eurotatoria; Philodinida; Philodinidae
Source: the annotation of a GenBank genome assembly